Salvia splendens (bonfire salvia) is the source of this 336-nucleotide messenger RNA. RefSeq names its product NAC domain-containing protein 102. Gene Ontology annotation, biological process: regulation of DNA-templated transcription; system development. Gene Ontology annotation, molecular function: DNA binding. NCBI's taxonomy places the organism in Eukaryota, Viridiplantae, Streptophyta, Magnoliopsida, Lamiales, Lamiaceae. The record is from RefSeq and is a predicted model, not a curated record. The transcript is spliced from 2 exons. The coding region runs from base 1 to 336 and encodes 111 amino acids.
AUGGCCAUUGUUUGGAGAGAGAGUUCAACUGUGGAGAAAGAAGUCAAUCUGCCGGCCGGUUGGCGAUUCGAUCCAACCGACGUAGAGCUGAUACAAUUUUAUCUCACAAAAAUAGUGGCCCGCGAACCUCUCCCAGCUAACGUCAUGAAGGAGAUCGAUGCACACCACUUCUACCAGCACCAUCCUCAGGAUCUAGUACAUGACUCGAUGCGGCUCUAUGACGAAUAUUUCUUGGUCCAUGGGGAUGAAUAUUUCCAUGGAAAAAUCAACAACAUGAAACUUGUCUGCGAAGGCGACGUUGGAUCCUGGAGAUCUCUGGAAAUGAAGAAGAAAUAG